Messenger RNA from Acaulospora colombiana, 1677 nucleotides. The record is from the annotation of a GenBank genome assembly. Lineage: Eukaryota; Fungi; Glomeromycota; Glomeromycetes; Diversisporales; Acaulosporaceae.
AUGCCCGCGACUGGAAACCAAAAAAGAUCCAUUGUCACACCACCGACUUCGUCCGCCAAGAUCUCUUCUACCACGAAAAAAGCAAAUCCCAAAGAUGAUGAUACCCAUCAUAUCGAUGAUUUAAUCAAGACGCCGCCAUCAGUUAAAAUAAUUCCGAUCCUCACGUAUAUGUCCUACGUGAGCUUGACUAUCAGGAACCUAUUAUCAACGUUGAUAUUCAAUUGGUCGAUGGCGUUCACUUAUCCCCUGAAUUUCUUCUUAUUGAUCACGUUGGUCCCGUUGUUAUCCAUUGCGUUGCUCGUAAUAGAAAUGACCCUUCAAAUAGGAUUUGCCCUUGGAUUAGGAAAGGUUCUCGAUGUAAUUGGACACAAGUGGGGAGAAGACUUGACCCCUAUUAAUUGGUGGGAUCCAAAAAUGUUUUCGUCGGACACGAUUGGAAUAGUAAACGAUGGAAUUUCUGCCUUGGAACGACCACUACCAGAGGCUUCUACGAGCUUUCGAAACGUUGUAUUUAAUAUUGACAUAGCAGAGCUUUUGCUAUUAAUGUCCUCCAUAAUUUAUGAAAGGAAUGAUAAGGUCGUGCACGAUGUUUAUAACAUGAUGACCGAAACGCAUUCAACCGACAAGGAUCUUAAACUGGCCGUAUCUCGACUUGAAGAAUCGGAAUCUAGGAUCCACAUCCAAGCAAAGCUUUGGGGUCUGGAAUUCAUUUCGUUGACAGAGUUGAAUUGCCUGGGUGGUCCUUUCUCAGGAAUGUUUUGCAGCAAGGAGCAUAAUUUUAUAGUGGUGGUAUUUAAGGGAACCACACCCACGGAUUUUAGUGACUAUGUGAUAGAUUUGAUGUUACAACGUGUUGACGCCAGCAAUUAUGUAUUUGGGGAGAUACACGAAGGAAUUUACACGAAUCUCUUCUCACAGGCUAAAAUCCAAGGAGUAAAAAUGAAUCCCACAAGCCCUUAUAUUACCAUAGUCGAGGCCAUUAGAGCCAAGGCCGCUAGCAUCGUAAAAUAUAGGGUGAAAAAGACACGGGUUAACGUUUGGAUCACUGGUCAUUCUCUCGGCGGUGCUUUGGCCUCUGUCUUCUUUGCAAGAUGCCUAAAAUCUCCUGAGGACUUGGGUCCCAAUUGUAUCUUGAGGGACGGUUACAUGUUCGGCUGUCCGGCAAUAGGGAAUAGUAAAUUCGCGUCUAUGUUUUCGAGUUACUCAAAUCAACCAUUCGAUCGGCCCAGUACACUCUGGAGAGUAGUAAACGACACGGACAUUAUAGCUCACUUAUCUGGAUUUGAGGAUAUCACCGUAAGUCAGGCACUCAAUAAAUAUAGCCUUCUUGAUUAUACUCACGUGGGCGAAGAGAUUAGAUUCUUCAGAAGUGGCGCAAAACCCAAAAGCACUAAAGAUGUGUUUCGCUCAACCAGUAGACGAAUUCUUGUCACAAAUGAUAAGUCUUAUUUGUCUACGACCAUGGAAGCGUUGCUGCCUCGUGGCAACCCCUUAGACGGUGAGCUAUUUAGGCAAUCUUCGGAUUAUGUAAAAGGUAUGUGGAAGAAAGCAUGCAAUAAUCCACUCGAAUAUGUGGCGAUGCUUAUACCCGCCUUUUAUGGAAACCACAUACCCGCGGAAUACUUUAAGGUAAUGCAAAAGGCUCGAAAAUACUUUGAUGCACACUCCAUUGGUUAG